GAAAACGUACUCCUCUCUCAACAUUCAAGAGAUCUACAUUGCAACUUUUACAAAUUGAGGAUGGAACUGAAAAGCAGAAAUCUUGAAAUGGGUUUUUCUCUAACUUAGCAGCAGAAGCAAACGAUACCGAUACAAAGUUCUGAAUAUUCUCGGCGACACAGUCUGUUGUUUUCCAUUUAAACGCAGAGACAAAAACUACCCACUAAAGUUUGAAAAUUUAUUUCCUCAAUUUCGUGUUUCUGUCGACUGUAGAAGAAAUUUUCUUUCAUAUUUGUGCGUAUCGGAGAUGGGUUUUUGAGGUUAUAUCCAAGAGAAAGAAAAAUCCCUAAUAAAGUUUAAAUCUUGUGUAUUUUUUGUUGAUGAGCUCUGAGUGAUCUUAUCGCACUACUGAAAUGGCGGAUCCUUAUGGAAGCAGUGAAUCUGAAGACAUGUCUUCGUUUCUUCAAGUUCUUCUCCACAACUCGUCAUCGUCAGCUACCACUACUGAUAGUGCCGCUUCUGCGGCCGCCAGCGGCUGUGGGCCGCCGGCCUCGAUGGCGGAAUGUUCCUCUAGCGUCAAUUUUUCUGAUCCAAGAAGCUUCUUCGCCAAAGAGAAUGAUAGAAUCAACCCCUCUACCAGAGUCAGAAACUUGGUUUCCAGCUGUGAGGAAGAAGCUUCGGAGAAUCCAGCUAAUCUGGCUCCACCACGUUCUUCAAAGCGAACUAGAGCAGCAGAAGUUCAUAAUUUAUCAGAAAAGAGGAGGAGAAGUAGGAUCAAUGAGAAACUGAAAGCACUUCAGAGUUUGAUUCCAAAUUCUAACAAAACGGACAAGGCAUCAAUGCUGGAUGAGGCCAUUGAAUAUCUGAAACAGCUUCAGCUGCAAGUUCAGAUGCUUACAAUGAGAAAUGGAUUAAGUUUACAUCCAGGCUACACGCUGGGAUCAUUGCCGUCAGUGUUAGUUCCCCCAGCCGGACUGGAGUUAGAUGAGGGGAUAGUGUUUCCAAACGCAAAUAGAGGAACAGAUACACUCACUAGGGACGAAAAUGUGUUUAUGCAAACUUCAAUGGAGAAUAUCAACCACAGUUCUUCAAGCCAGCCGAUGCUCGUAAGCCCUAUGGCGAACAGUACUAAUCCAGGAAUUCUACCUAGUGUUGUCCCAUCAAUGCAACAUCAUUACGGACAGCUUAAUGAUUUGGCCUCCUCAAAGGAUUUUUGUCCGGACGAUACACUUUCACGGUUGCAGUUAGAUAUAAGUUUCUCCGGGAAUAAGUCAUCACCAGGCGUUUCUUCGUAGUAGAGGCAAGCAAACAAGUCAGAAGAAGGCGAGGUAUAUUGACUGCAGUUCGAUAUUUGAAUUUCAAAGGUGUAGAGGUAUCAGAAACUAAGAAUUAACCUCAAAGGGCUGAGGCAUACUGACCUUAAACAUAUGAGCAUUGUUGUUCUUGUAACUAUUAGACCGUUUUCAGCUUAUACAUGAAGGAAUUUUACUGUAAUCGGAUUUUCACUUAUCAAGAUUUUAACAUGACGGUUAAGGUCACUCCA
Messenger RNA from Sesamum indicum (sesame), 1522 nucleotides. RefSeq names its product transcription factor SPATULA. Gene Ontology annotation, molecular function: protein dimerization activity. Lineage: Eukaryota; Viridiplantae; Streptophyta; Magnoliopsida; Lamiales; Pedaliaceae. Gene Ontology annotation, cellular component: nucleus. The record is from RefSeq and is a predicted model, not a curated record.